This is a messenger RNA of Myotis daubentonii (Daubenton's bat), 2879 nucleotides long. It is a transcript of the gene SIGLEC11, whose product is annotated as sialic acid binding Ig like lectin 11. Gene Ontology annotation, biological process: cell adhesion. Gene Ontology annotation, molecular function: sialic acid binding. The coding region runs from base 129 to 1586 and encodes 485 amino acids. NCBI's taxonomy places the organism in Eukaryota, Metazoa, Chordata, Mammalia, Chiroptera, Vespertilionidae. The transcript is spliced from 8 exons. The record is from RefSeq and is a predicted model, not a curated record. Gene Ontology annotation, cellular component: plasma membrane.
CCUUCCAGCCUGGCCACAGUCUCUCCCCCAGGGCUUCCUGUUGGGGUGUCCUGGGCCCCACCCCAGAGCUGGGCACUUCCCUCCCUGACACAGGGACCAGGACCCGCUCUGCCCUGCCAGAGGCAGACAUGGUGCCCCUGCUGCUGCUGCCCCUGCUGUGGGGGGGGUCCCUGCAGCAGCAGCAGCCAGGCUAUAAGAUCCAAGUGCAGGAAUCGGUGACGGUGCAGGAGGGUCUGUGUGUCCACGUGCCCUGCGCCUUCUCCUACCCGUGGAGUUCGUGGAAUUCCUCUAGUGAACUCUACACCUACUGGUACCGGGACUGGGACAACACAGUCUAUGCUGCUCCUGUGGCCUCGAACAACCGGAAUAAAACCGUGAGGAGAGACACCCGAGGCCGCUUCCUCCUCGCGGACCCCACGACCAACAACUGUUCCCUGGACAUCAGAGACGCCAGGAGGAGCGACUCAGGACACUAUGUCUUCCGAGUGGAGAGAGGAGAUUCUGUGAAAUAUAAUUACGUAAUGAAGAAGCUGGAUUUGCAGGUGACAGCCCUGACAGAGAAACCCCACAUCCAUGUACGGGAGCCUCUGGAGUCUGGCCGCCCCACACAGCUGGCCUGCAGCCUGCCAGGGGCCUGCGAAGGGGGACGACCUCUCACCUUCUCCUGGGCGGGAGCCGCUGUGGACUCACUGAACCCCCAGACCCUGGGCUCUCGGGUGCUCACCUUCACCCCGAGUUCGCGGGACCAUGGCACCAGCCUCACCUGUCAGGUGAAACGGGAAGGGUCCCAGUGGACCACACAGACAACCAUCCUGCUCAAUGUCUCCUAUGCCCCUCAGAACCUCACCAUAGGCGUCUCCUUCAGAAACGACCCAGCCUUCAAGAAUCUGCAAACCACUUCCCUUUCCAUCCUGGAGGGAGAGGCCCUGAGGCUGCUCUGUGAGGCUGACAGCAACCCCCCUGCCGAGCUGAGCUGGUUCCGGGGGUCCCCAGGCCUGAACGCCACCCCCCUCUCCAGCACCGCGAUCCUGGAGCUGCCUCGCGUGGGGCCUGCACAGGAAGGAGAGGUCACCUGCCAAGCUCGGCACCCGCUGGGCUCCCACAGUGUCUCUCUCAGCCUCUCCAUGGGCUACCCCCCGCAGCUGCUGGGACCCUCCUGCUCCUGGGAGGACCAGGGUCUGCACUGCAGCUGCUCCUCCAGGGCCCAGCCGGCCCCCUCCCUGCGCUGGCGGCUGGGGGCGGGGCUGCUGGAGGGGAACCAUGGCAACGCGUCCCACGUGGUCACCUCCAGCUCAGCCAGGCCCUGGACCAACAGCUCCCUGAGCCUCCGCGAGGGGCUCAGCCCUGACCUCAGACUCAGCUGCGAGGCCUGGAAUGUGCACGGGGCCCAGAGCGCCUCUGUCCUGCUGCUGCCAGGCAGCCCUCCCUGCAGAUGUGUGACCGAGGAGCAGCAGGGCUCCUGGCCCCUGGUCCUCACCCUGAUCAGAGGGGCCCUCAUGGGGGCUGGCUUCCUCCUCACCUACGUCCUCACCUGGCUCUACUACACCAGGUGUGGAGGCCCCCGGAGCAGGAGGCAGAGCUCCUGAUGGACCCUUCCUUCCUCUCAGGAUGGGACUGAGGAGUGGAGACCAGGCUAGAGGGACCGUCCUGGGACGUCAAUGUCACCUUCUCCCUGGAAUCUCUUGACUCACCUGCCUCCAAUGUGCCCCUGGGGUUUCAGGGUGUGGACAUGACUGAGUGACGCCAAGGGGAGUCAGUGCCAUGGAGAGAAGACUUUUCCUCCUUUCACCUCCUGAGAGGAGGGGCCACUGUGCCCGGGAAGCCCUGGUUUUCCUCAGGAAGCAGAUGCAGGUGCAGGGCUGCCUAGCGAAGGCCUUGAUUGUGUUCCCAUGGGAAACACAGGCAGGGCAGGGUGAGCCGUUCAGGACCAGCUGGUGUGGGGAUGGGCCUGUGGGCGUGGUCUCUGUGUGUCUGGUCCCAGGUCCUGGGUGAUUUGGGGCAGGUGGGGAGGAUGGGAAUAUGGGCUCAGGAUGGGUUGGUUUGCAUCUGGAAUUCUUUGCUGUCUCUGAGAAUGGGCCGCCCUGGGAGGCCCUGUGUCUCCUUGGCUUCCAAUCUGUUUAAUGGCUCAAAACAUCCUAAGACACAGAAAUAAACAAUAAUACACACCCAAGAACGACCCCUUGUUUCUGCCUGUGCUUCUCCCAUUUGACUUGUCCCCUCCCCCCGCAUCUUUCUUUCUCUCUGUUGGUUCUGCCCACAUCCCCCCACCCCCUGCUCCCCUCUCUCCAUUCUCAGGCCCAGAGACGGACUGAAGUUGGCAGCUUAUCCUCCCCUUGCCCAGGAGUUACCUGGUCACCACCUGAGCUUCUGGUCUCCCCUCUGUAGGUGCUGAUACGCAGUAGAGUUGGGAGCAGCUCUCCUCUCACUGUGGAUAGAUGCCAACCUCAGAAUUAUUGUCAUAACACAUCCCAGCAUUUAAUCAUAAAUGAGAACGUUUCUGUGAUAUCACAUGACCAUUGAUUUUACUCUUUAGUGUCGGUUGGAGUUUCUUGAGUCCAGUUAUAGCUGGAUCUCCUCUUGUUGUUGUUGCUCCUGUUAGACCUGUUUCAAGUGAGGGAUUUUGUUUAUUCCUUGUACUUAUUCUUCAAUUGGUAUUUAUAUCUCUUCUUAUCUUUUAAAAUAUUUUUGUUGAUUUCUGAGAGGAAUUGGGAGGGAGAGAGAGCGAUAGAAAUAUCAACGAGGAGAGAGUCAUUGAUCGCCUGUUUCCUCCACGUCCCCUACUGGGGAGGAAGGCCGUCACCCAGGCAGGUGCCCUGACCGGGAUUUGAACCCAUGACCUCUUGGUUCAUAGAUUGAUGCUCACCCCCUCAGCCACACCG